CUAAUGAUAAUGAGGAUUUACAUACACGAUACAAGAGAGUACUUUGGCAUAAGAUGGCAUGUCGCCAUGGUGAUAGCAACUGUAAAGCAGAUGCAAUGCAGUAUUUCCAGAACUGGUUAGAUAAUGGAGUUGAACCUCCCAAUGACAUGCGCAGUGUGAUCUACAGUACUGGCGUAGCAGAAAGCGAUUCCAAUACAUGGGAUGUAUUAUGGGAUAUUAUUCAGACUCGUCCCCAACUGCAAGACGAUGAAACAGCACUACGGAAUGCCUUGACUCGGUCUCCAGAACCAUGGGUGUUAAACAGAUACAUGUCUUGGUCAAUGAACUACAGUAUUAUAAGCGAUGGACAAUACAUAAUCCAACAAGUCGGGGAAUCGCCGACUGGUAGUUCUGUAGCAUUCGAUUUCAUCAUUGAACACUGGGACUCCCUGAUUACUGUACACUCCAAUCCAUGGGCUUUUGAAGCAAUUCUCGGUACAGUUAAAACUGUCAAUAGUCAAUCUCAAUUACGACAGUUUCAGGCUCUGAGAAGUCGACUGCCACCAGGGAAAGUAUGGAAGAAGGUUUUCGAUAAGUAUGUAGCCAGGAUCAUAAUCAAUAUUGAAUGGCUAGAGAAAUAUGAAAGCGAAAUUAAGCGAUUUCUGGAUGAGAACACGUCACAUUAGACCACACGUCCUAAUGGAUGUAUACUUUUGUUUGUGAAAUUUGCUGUUGCCUCAAACAUUAUUCACUAGGAAAUAUGUACAUAUUCGUAUGCGUCAUUUUGACCUACCCGGAAGUGGAAGUUUUGUCCACAGGAAGUUGUGCUCUAUCUAUUGUAGAUCAUAAGACCAGUGUCACCCAACCGCUUCCGCUGCAUUUGUAGACUUCCCAGUUAUAUCGACCCGGCCACAAGAUGCAUACAUUACAUUCUUCACAGUUAGAGACAAUGCAAUGUCUCCAUAUCCCUAUUUUUUGAAAUAAAAUCAAGAAUAUUCAUAGACAUCCCAGGCUAUUAUUAACUUAUAAUAAUCCAUAUCUGACAUUUUGUUAUUAUUUAUUGCAAUUUAUGCAACAUGUACUAUUUGGCUAAUAUAUAUUCGUGGAACAUACAUAUAUAUAUUUUUUAACUUUUUUGGUGAUAAAGUAAACAUUCAACAAAUGCUUUUCCUUGGGCUAUUUUUAGAAAUUUAAAUUCAGGGAUUUGGUUUGCUCUUUAAAUUUUUACUUAAUUGAAUUUUAUAUUAAAAGUAAAAUAUGACAAAGGCAGACAGUGACGUUCCGUGAUUAAUAAUGAAAUCUAUGCCUUGUGAUAUUAUAAAUAUGAUUCGACUACAUCACUCUAUGGUAAUUUAUCUAUAUAUUGUUAGUAUUGUGUUAGUAUUGAGUUACAUAAGUGGGAAUCGAAUACCCAACCGUAGAAUACAAUAAAUAAUCAUGAACUUUUUAAACAGAUAUUCACUAAAAAAUUAAAAAUACAAAUGAAUUAUUGGGUUGCCACAACUUGUAUUAAUAAAUGAAUUUAUUCUUACUCCGAUUAUUUGAUACGUAUUUUGUAUUAACAUUUUAACAUGUAUUUCU
Saccoglossus kowalevskii is the source of this 1560-nucleotide messenger RNA. RefSeq names its product aminopeptidase N-like. Gene Ontology annotation, biological process: peptide catabolic process; proteolysis. The record is from RefSeq and is a predicted model, not a curated record. Gene Ontology annotation, molecular function: metalloaminopeptidase activity; peptide binding; zinc ion binding. Gene Ontology annotation, cellular component: cytoplasm; membrane. NCBI's taxonomy places the organism in Eukaryota, Metazoa, Hemichordata, Enteropneusta, Harrimaniidae.